AUGAUGUGGAGAGCAGCACGAUCGAUGCGUCUCUUCGCGCACGGCGCCGACCCUGCCGGCCUCCUGCAGACUCGGAGACUGGGACCUCCACUCGAGAAGCCGGAUGCCAUGCGCUUGCUCAUUGUUUGGCACUCCAGGACUGGAAUGGCGAAACAAAUGGCAGAGGCGCUUUACACGGGUGCGCUGAAGGCGAUGCAAGACAUGGAAGCCGCAGAGACCGACUUUGCGAUCGACCUUCUCCGUGCCCAGGAUGCGCAGGUGAGCGACCUGCUGUCGGCACACGGCUUCCUCUUUUGUGCACCGGAGAACCUCGCUUCAAUGUCGGGUGAGAUGAAAGAGUUUUUCGACCGCUGCUAUUAUGGAGCCCUUGGCAGAUUGAACGGACGGCCUUUCGCAUUGGCCGUUUGCGGAGGCUCAGAUGGCGAAGGUGCAGCGAAUCAGAUGGCCCGCAUCUGCAGGGGCUGGCGAUUGAAAAAUCUGGCAGUGCCUUUGAUUCUCAGAAGUGGAGCGCAAACUCCUGAAGCAGUGGCUGCUGCGAAGGUCUUGGACACCAGCGGAACCGAGAAGUGCAUGGAUCUAGGUGGUCUGAUGGCGGCCCAUAUGCUGCUGGGGGCCUUUCUUGGCAAGUUUCAAGACGGCCUCGAGAUGGCCACUGGCGGGUCGUCGACAGCUGGGCAUAGCAGAGCAGCCAAGCGGAGUGGGGCCUUGCAAGGAUACUGGGAGACCUUCCUCAGGCAAGUCUUUCAUUGGCCGAUUUUGCUCAAUGCGAUCCGCCGAUCAUUUGCUCAGGCAUUCUUGGGAGGCACCCCAAGCAUCCCAGCUCGGUGCCCGAAUCAAGGAACUGGAGGUGGCUCUUCGUCAGGAACAACUGGAAAGUUCCCGUCGCGCAAUGGCCAUUACCGAUCUGACUAUAUUGAGCGCAAG
Molecule: messenger RNA, 924 nt
Organism: Symbiodinium sp. CCMP2592
Lineage: Eukaryota; Dinophyceae; Suessiales; Symbiodiniaceae
Source: the annotation of a GenBank genome assembly